CAACGCUCUAACCACAAGACUACCUGUACUGUCAACCCUAAUUUCACCUGGGUUUUAAAACACGAAUUUUCUCCACAUAGACCAAUAUGUUAGUACAGUCAAAAUAAAUCAGAUACAUAUCUUUCAGUUUCAAGUUACAUGACCGAAUGAAACUCCGCCACGUCACAUUCUCCUCACGAAGAAUCAGUACGCGCACACUUGAAGCUCAGGGAAGUGAACGUGUCUCUAUUCCCUAAUCAACAACUUCAGCGCCAAAGUUUGCAACGCUGAAGUUACCUGCAGGAAACGGUUGAUUGUGUUGUAUUGGCGUGACUGUGUGUGAGCCUACUGCCAUGUCCACAGCCAUGGACCCCCCCAGGGAAGUCAGCUACCUGCAGUCAUCCUGUGGCACCGGGGACAGCGUCGCCUCACUGGAUGACGUCGCUGUAGAUUUCAUAGCCAAUGAGUCAUCAGAGGAGUCAGCCGGUGAGCGGGAAGAGGAGAUUGGGGCCAACACUGAGCUCACCAACAAACUCACAGACAUCCUCACUGAACAGCCCACACACACAGAGACUGUGAGUGCCCAGCGACCAGACUCCCUGUCCCUAGCGGUGGCUGAGCCAGAGCGGUGGACGUCCAGGGGUGACGGGGAGGUGAAUCUGCGGAUGGGGGAGUCGGGCUUUGCAGCUGAGCCCCCAGUCACUGUAGACCAGAUGUUUAAAACUGCAGUGGAGAGGUUUGGCAGCUACACCGCCCUGGGCUGGAAGGAGGGAGAACAGAUGAAGACCAUGAACUACCAGGAGUACUACCAGGCUUGCCGCACCGCUGCCAAGAGCUUCCUCAAACUUGGCUUGGAGCGCUACCAUGGGGUUGGCAUUCUGGGCUUCAACUCUGCUGAGUGGUUCAUCUCUGACAUUGCUGCCAUUAUGGCUGGUGGGUUUGCAGUGGGUAUCUACACCACCAACUCCCCAGAGGCGUGCCAGUACUUAGCAGAGAACUGCAAGGCCAACAUUAUCGUGGUGGAGAACCACAAACAGCUACAGAAGAUCCUACAGGUUCAGGACAAGCUGCCACACAUGAAAGCCAUUAUCCAGUACAAAGAUGCACUUAAAGAGAAGAGACCAAACCUCUACACGUGGGCGGAGUUUAUGGAGCUGGGCCGUGAUGAGUCCAACACUCAGCUGGAUGACAUCAUCGCUACCCAGAAACCCAACCAGUGCUGCACACUGAUCUACACAUCAGGGACCACGGGGCAGCCCAAAGGAGUGAUGCUCAGCCAUGACAAUCUGACAUGGACAGCGUUCGCCGUAGGCCGCCAUGUCCAGCUGACAGAAGCCACCAAGUCUCAGGAGAUAGUUGUCAGCUACCUGCCUCUCAGCCACAUCGCUGCUCAGAUGGUGGACAUCUGGGUCACCAUGAAGGUUGGAGGGGCAACCUAUUUCGCCCAGCCAGACGCACUGAAGGGCUCCCUGGUCAACACGAUGAGAGAGGUGCGUCCCACAGCCUUUAUGGGCGUACCACGCGUCUGGGAGAAAAUGCAGGAGAAGAUGAAGUCCGUCGGGGCCAAGUCGUCUACUGUGCGCAGGAAGGUGGCAGUCUGGGCCAAAGGAGUGGGGCUGAAGACUAACCUCAGCAAGAUGAAUCAGAAUGGAGCUAUGGCAAGGACGCCUGUCAACUACCGCCUAGCCAAGAAGCUGGUGUUCAGAAAGGUCCGUACGGCCCUGGGUCUGGACCGCUGCACCAAGUGUUACACAGGUGCCGCCCCCAUCACCAAGGAUACCCUGGAGUUCUUCCUCAGCCUAGACAUCCCAGUGUACGAGCUGUACGGAAUGAGUGAGAGCACUGGACCUCACACCAUCUCUCUGCCCAAUGCAUUCCGCCUCACCAGUGUUGGGAAGUUGAUCCCUGGCUGUGAGACUAAGAUCCACAGUCCUGACCAGGAGGGCAAUGGGGAGAUCUGCUUCUGGGGGCGUCACGUCUUCAUGGGCUACCUAAACCAGGCCGACAAGACAGAGGACGCCCUGGACGCUGAGGGCUGGCUGCGCUCUGGAGACCUGGGCAAACACGACGACAACGGCUUCCUGUUCGUCACUGGACGCAUCAAAGAGCUGAUCAUCACAGCGGGUGGAGAGAACAUCCCUCCAGUGCCCAUUGAAGAUGCUGUGAAGGAGGCUGUGUCGCUCGUUAGCAAUGCCAUGCUCAUUGGAGACAAGAGGAAGUUCCUCGCCAUGCUGCUCACCAUUAAGUGCCAGGUGAAUGGAGACACUGGUGCUCCUGAGGAUGAGUUGACGCCCGAGGCUGUAGAGCUGUGCCGGAAGCUGGGCAGCAAUGCCACGCGAGUCUCAGAGAUUGCCGGCGGACGUGACCGGGUCAUCCAUGCUGCUAUCCAGGAGGGCAUCAACCGCGUGAACGAGAACGCCACCUCCAACGCCCAGCGCAUCCAGAAGUGGAUCAUCCUAGACCAGGACUUCUCCAUCACUGGGGGAGAGCUGGGCCCCACUAUGAAGCUGAAGAGGCCAGUGGUCAUGAAGAUGUACAAAGAGCAAGUAGAGCAUUUCUACAAAGAGGUGGUGACCCCAAGCACCCCUGACAACUCCCUUCCCCCCAAAUAGGCCUGGGAUAAAGGCCCUUGCAGAGCAGUUCAUAGAACCGCAACAAAAGACCUGCAGCCAGAAGUCUCUCACAUACGACACACACAUACACCAUACAGACCACCACUCCCUGUGCAGUUCCCAUUUACUCCUGUGAAAAUGUUUUGUUAGCUUCCUGCUUUGGUUAUUGGGUUCUUGUUCACAUUUGUGGGUGUUCUAAGGAAAAACAUCCAUGAGAAGGCGUUGUAAGUCUUUGAUUUUUGAAGAUGAGCUUAUUUCAACUUUGUUUUGUGAUGAACAAUAAUGCAUGAUAGAUGAAGUAGAGUUGUAUGUGAUGAGGCAUGGUUAAUGUGCUUUGAUACUUGAGACUAAAUGGCAUAGUAUCCAACAUUUCCAUAGGAAAUGGUAGUAGAAAUUUGGGCUACGUUUUGAAAAAGCGUUAGUCACAAUUAUUUAUUUUUCAUUUGCCAAAGUCAAUACUUACUUGGACCAAAGACACAUUGGAUGUGAAAGAAUUAUCCAGCUGAAAAAACUACUGAUGGAAGUUUUCACAUCCAGUGUUCACUCGUCAAAAACAUUUUCCUAUUUAUUAUUGUUUUGCUCUGUCUGCAUUGGUCUGGUUUCAGAGUAUUGAUGGAAGUAUAUCAUUGUUGUAGCGCGGUCCUGCAAUAAGAGAUGGCCAAUGACAAAUGAAGUUGUAGAUUUAGUUAAAGCAAAUGGCUCAAUGUUGAACUUCUGCACCUACCUUGUCCAAUAGAGAGCAUCCAAAUCACUUUUUUUCAAUGCGAUGGAACCAUAUCAUUCAAGCCAUAUUUUUUUGUUUCCUAUGUGUUAUGACGUUGUCAUACUAUCUGCAGAAUUGCUUGGUCUUGUUGGAAUGUUUUAUAACGAUUGUGUAAAAAUGUUGUGACCAUUGUUAAAUACUGUAAAUAUAUUUAGCCUACAUUGCCUCUUUCCUCUGGUCUUUAUUUAAACUGUUUUAUUAAGUUUAAUGUUUUUAAAAGAACUGUCUUUAGCUCAGUCUUGUCAAGCAGUGUGACCUUCUUUAUACUUGCGCCACUGAACUGAGUCUUUCUGAAAACUGGUUCAUUACAUGAGGAAAUUUGAUAGCGUAUCAAAAUUAAGUUACCGUUCAUCCUGAAACCUUCUACAUCCAAUAAUACCCAGGACCGGUAUGGACUGGGGUUUGAUCUUAUUAGACUGCACAUACUCUCCCUAAACUUCAUGUAUAUGAAUAUGCUGUGUGGAAUGUCUCUGUAACCUCCUGUACAUGUUCAGGUCCUUGUGUAAUUCUGAGUUUUAAUUAUUGGGGGUUUAUUUGGGCCACUUUGUCAGUACAAAUGAUACUCCUUGUACAUUGGAAUAGGAAGAACUCAGAUUUUUGAUUCUGGCUUCCAGCACUUUUCACCAUUUGUCUUUUGAAAUACUUGAAUUUUUUAAAUUAAGUAAUCUAAUGUAAACUACUAUUCCAUUCUCUGUGGAAAGUGAAUAUGCCAAAGGCCUUGCAAUUUAGAGAUGUUAGGUCUUCCACAUACAGCUGGUGACCCAUAUUGUUUCAGGAAGACCUGGAAAUAAACUACAAGCUUACCAAGAAGACUGGCAUGUAGUGUUUGAAGCUGUAUAUGGAAUGAAAAAUAUUAUUUUCAAAAGUGGAGGAAAUGAAGGUGAUGUAUCUGUAUUUUGUUAUUUUCUCAACUGAUGUCAUAGCUUUCUGUUGAAGCUUGUACUGACAUACACACUGAAGGUCUGAAGCUCCAUACCACCAACAAAGUCCAAUGCAAUUGCAGUCAACUUUAUUACACUUGAGCAAGCAAUCUCUUCAAAUGCAUACAAGACCAUGAGAGUUAAUGACUGCCAUCUAAAGACAGAAUACCAGUUUUACCUGACCCUCAACACUUAAGAGUUUUGAAAGUGUUUCUAGUAUCAGGUGGGGAAGAAAGUGUGUCUAGAGUUGAUGAGCAGUGCCAUCUUUGAACUAGCAGCUGCUGAGGAAAGAAACCUUAAUGUAUGUGAUCUAGCUGGAAAAUAAAGGUUAUUUAUUCUGA
Messenger RNA from Oncorhynchus kisutch (coho salmon), 4615 nucleotides. RefSeq names its product long-chain-fatty-acid--CoA ligase ACSBG2-like. NCBI's taxonomy places the organism in Eukaryota, Metazoa, Chordata, Actinopteri, Salmoniformes, Salmonidae. The coding region runs from base 333 to 2591 and encodes 752 amino acids. The record is from RefSeq and is a predicted model, not a curated record. The transcript has 15 exons. Gene Ontology annotation, molecular function: long-chain fatty acid-CoA ligase activity. Gene Ontology annotation, cellular component: endoplasmic reticulum; membrane.